Messenger RNA from Colletotrichum acutatum, 1006 nucleotides. RefSeq lists its product as uncharacterized. Lineage: Eukaryota; Fungi; Ascomycota; Sordariomycetes; Glomerellales; Glomerellaceae. Bases 176 to 820 code for a protein of 214 amino acids. The transcript has 3 exons. The record is from RefSeq and is a predicted model, not a curated record.
UCUUGCGGUUUGAUUGGGGUCUCCAUCUUUCAACUUUGAGCCGCGGCAAUCCUGCAGAUGCUCCAGUUUCCUGCAGAGAUAUCCGGUACAGGAACAGGACACUAACGGAGCUUCGCUCGACCAAACCGCAACCACUCACGAUAUUUGUUCCCCACAUGCCGCCAGCGAUGCAGCGAUGCAGCCAGCACGCCAACGGCCAUCAAGCAGAGAGAGAGAGAGAGGGUCGCAGAGGAAAGAGAAAUGGAGCAUGCUAGCAGCGCUGCAGCACCAGCAGAAUCCGCCCGUCCGCCCGCUCUCCGUUGUUGUCUUCGGGGGGAAGUGUUCUGCUGGCAACUGGGCGGGCCACCGUAGCCUUGCAAAGUUGGACCGGCGGCGGGCUGUGGGGACCGGGUACCUUGGGUCAAUUCUCAGACGGAACGCUGUGAAACCGCCAUGGCUUUUGCCUUUUCCCGGGGGGGUGCACAACCUGGUGUUGUUGUGUUGUUGUUUAUUUGUCGUGAAUUGGGGGGACACUAUUGACUGUUUUCUUGGCUCUCCAUGGCAACAGUGGGAAAACCCAACCUCUUCAGGAAAGCCGCCGAAGGCACUCUAUUCUCGCGCUUGCCUGGGCCUAGCGUCAGACACCGGCUCGGUUGUGGCUUCUUUUGAGGCGUUGGGGUCAUCUUGCGACGACACUCGAUCGGUUUUCGACCUUGCAAUAACUCUCUGUCCCUCCUCCCUUGAGUACGAUUGUAUUGGAAUACGAAGGACAGUCUGGACAACUGCGUACAGUGCGAUCGAUCAACUUUCGAAAUGCUGGCUGACUGGCUGGCUGAUCUGACCUUUUUUGCGUGCUCGGGGUCAUGAAAUACGGGGAAGGCCAAGCCCGCCGGUCGCAGAUUGGCAACCAUUGGCGACCAUUAGCAACCGCUGAUCCAAAGUUGCGAUAUGACGGGGGAAAUAAUAAGACAGAUAAGCUUUGCGCAAGCAGACAAAAAAAUUCUCUUCAAAUUCAACCCCGCUAAGA